Molecule: messenger RNA, 456 nt
Organism: Caenorhabditis bovis
Lineage: Eukaryota; Metazoa; Nematoda; Chromadorea; Rhabditida; Rhabditidae
Source: the annotation of a GenBank genome assembly
AUGGCUCCAGCUAAGAAAGCUGCACCAAAGGGCAAGGUUGCCAAGGCUGUUAGCGCCAAGAAGUCCGUUGUGAAGGGAAACCACAAAGCCCACCACAAGAAGGUCCGCACGUCCGUUCACUUCAGAAGACCAAAAACCUUAAGACAAAAGAGAUCACCAAAGUUCCCUCGCAAGUCUGCUCCUAGCAUCUCCAAGCUUGACGACUUUUCUAUCAUAAAAGCUCCGCACACUACCGAAAGUGCUAUGAAAAAGAUUGAAGAUCACAACACUUUGGUAUUCAUUGUUGAUGAGCGUGCUAAUAAGCACCAGAUCAGAAAGGCUUUCACCACGAUGUACAAAGUGAAGGUUGCUAAGAUCAAUACUCUCAUCACUCCACUUCAUCAGAAGAAGGCCUACAUCAGACUUGCCCCAGAUUACGAUGCUUUGGACGUCGCUAAUAAGAUCGGAGUCAUCUAA